Messenger RNA from Hylaeus anthracinus, 1296 nucleotides. RefSeq lists its product as uncharacterized. The record is from RefSeq and is a predicted model, not a curated record. Lineage: Eukaryota; Metazoa; Arthropoda; Insecta; Hymenoptera; Colletidae. The coding region runs from base 310 to 1203 and encodes 297 amino acids. The transcript is spliced from 4 exons.
AAGAAAAACGAUAUGUGGUGGGGAUGACUCUCCAAUGACCUUGAGCGGGUCAGUUGAUUUUGUUCCCACUAUAAGGACUCAAAAGAAUUUAUAGCAAAUCGAAAAGUCGAUUUAAAUGAAUCGCACUAUACAUGUAUACUUCGUUGUCAGGUGACGUUACGUAUCGGCGGAUAAUUUCAUUCGUUUUGUGAAUGUGAACGUUCUUCUCGAACGAAUGGACAUAAAAAUUAACUGAUAUUUUCGUCGUCGUUUACGACAAUAAAAUUGUAAUCGGUGUUUAAAAUCGUGCGUAGUUGAAAAUUAGCGAUUAUGCGUACCGACGGAGGUCCAACUGCGAUCCGUGUGUCCUGUUCUUUGAAUAUGAGUGAUUUACAAAGUCAGAACAGUUUCGAUUUUGUACCAAAGUCUGAUUAUAACGAGAAAUGGCAUCUGGAAAAUAAAUGUUUUUUUCAUAAUCAACAAUUUCUAGAUGGUAGUAAAUGUGAUAUGGAAAAUAGCUAUGUGAAAGAUCAAUCGCCGUGCAAUGCUUAUCCACAUUCGGACGAGAAAUUCAAAUUUAAAACGGAUGGGAAUGCUUUAAGCCAGAUAUCAGGCGAUUGGAAAUACGACGAGUUGAUCGAUCAUACCUUGUCGGAUAACAUCAUCCAUGAGGCCGUUAUCCCCGAUUGGAAAUGGAAAACUCCUUACAGCGUUUCGGAUCUGGAUCGAUCGAAUCAGUGGAAAGACGGUGAUUUCGCUUCAGGGAAUGAUAUUUCAACGAGUUUGUUGCCGAAUCCGUGCAAUAAAAUAGAAAGCUGUUACGAGGAUUCUGCUAUAAUCGACACGAAAACGAACUACUUGCACAAUUUCCGAGAGUACCUGGUUAAUUAUCAAGAAUCGUGCGGCGUUCCACGAACAGAAUAUUCUUUUUCGGCUCUGAUCAGGAUAAUGGGUCAAGCGACUGGUCGAUCUCUCCUCGCUCUAUUAUACGUGAUGUUGAACGUCAUACCUGUUGCUGAGGUGUUCCUGUACAUAUUGCGGUUCAUUCUGGACAAAAUUAUCAGCAUAAGGAACAGCAAGGACUUACGUCAGACGAUAAUUCGAUGCAUCGUGUUUACAACUGAAUUGUUCAGUAUAUACAUCUGUUUAAUAUUUAUAUUUGGAUUUAUCGUCUUACCCAUUAUGCAAAUGGUAAUUAGCAUAACUGCAAAGAUCAUGCUAUAGAAUUAAUGCCAAUCAUCUUGUUUUUCAAAGUCAUUCAGAAAAAAAUAUUGUAUUGAUUUUUACUUUCGUUAACAUUGUGCGAAGGUCCGAUGU